Messenger RNA from Trypanosoma cruzi, 587 nucleotides. Its product is annotated as 50S ribosomal protein L17, putative. Gene Ontology annotation, cellular component: ribosome. The transcript has a single exon. Gene Ontology annotation, biological process: translation. The record is from RefSeq and is a predicted model, not a curated record. The annotation marks the transcript as partial. Lineage: Eukaryota; Euglenozoa; Kinetoplastea; Trypanosomatida; Trypanosomatidae. Gene Ontology annotation, molecular function: structural constituent of ribosome.
ACACCGACUCCCGGCAGCAUCUCGCUUAUUUCCUGCACGACCCGCUGAUGGUCGACAAGGCGUUCGACGAGUACCCGCGACGGUUCAAAGAUAUGUACGGGAAGUAUGCCAUGAUGACUCGGCUGAAAAGUCGUCGUCGCACGGAUGGCGUAGCGAUGUACUUUGUGGAGUACAAAAACCGUGACAUGAGUGACAAUCACAAGGGCGAGGACUACACGACGGGACCUGAGCGCUUUUUUCUUCCCCCUCGUAUCGUUGAGACGGAGAAGGGCAUCCAACGGCCGCCGCACAUGCAGAUGGCGUUUGACCGAUGGGCGAGUAAAUUCAAAACAGAGGAGUUUCAUCAUUGGUGGCGUCUUCGCCAUGCGAAAAUGCGCUUCUGGGGCGUGCGCAAUGUUCCGCAUCCAAGUGACGUGGACCCGUUGUGGACGGAGAAGGAGGAGGAAGAGUGGCACAAUGAGAUGCUUGCCAACACGGGCGACUUUGAGGAUUUGGAUCUUGAAGAUGAUAACUUUAGUGCAACCGGUGAGGGUGGGGAGCCGUCGGCUGAUGAUGGGGCUGCUCCUGAACCGCGGCAACGGGCAUAA